This is a messenger RNA of Oncorhynchus keta (chum salmon), 5907 nucleotides long. RefSeq lists its product as uncharacterized. Gene Ontology annotation, molecular function: protein binding; ATP binding; ATP hydrolysis activity. The coding region runs from base 166 to 2637 and encodes 823 amino acids. The record is from RefSeq and is a predicted model, not a curated record. The transcript is spliced from 19 exons. NCBI's taxonomy places the organism in Eukaryota, Metazoa, Chordata, Actinopteri, Salmoniformes, Salmonidae.
CAAACGGGACACAAAUAAAAAAGUUGUAGACUGCCUUAAGUUUAUCAAGCUAGCUAUGUAGCUAACGAUGUUUGUACAAACUGCUAACUGCCAGGAUUUUUUUUGUAUUAGUUAGCAAACAUUGAAUUCAAAAGGCGUCAUUGGCUACAUAGAGAUAGUUGCAUCAUGUCUCACAGUACAUACAACAAACUGUGGGCUGAUGCCCAGGUCGAGUUGAACUCCCUUCUGACUCAGGAGUUCCCUGCUCAGCCUCCUCGCCCAGAGAAGGACCGAGUGGUGUUCUUCCAACGCCUGGCCACCCUCUACGUGCGCUACGUGCAGAUCUUCAGGCAGCUGGAGGAGGCCUAUGACCAGGUGGUUCAUCCCCAGAAGAGGAAAGUGAUCCGGGAGGUCCUGGAUGGCGUGAUGGGGCGGGUGCUGGAACUCAAGAAUGAGAUGGUGGAGAAAGAGUUUUCUGAGUACCAUUACAUGGACGAUGUCAUCCAGGACUUGAAGCUCACGCCUGAGGACAUUGAGAUCCCCAUCCCUCGAUAUUUCCUCAGUGAACGCAGCAAGGUGUUGCAGGAGAGACGGAAUAUGCUCUCCAACAUCCUCAACCUCAUCGAGGUAGUAGAGCGACCCAAACCUGUAGGAGUGCGUGCACUGAACCUGGAGGAAGCCAUAAAGAUCAUCCAGGUGUCAGAGAGGGCCCGUCAGGGUCGCCUGAGGGCCAAGUUCAUGAGGGAGAUCCAGCGCGAUGAGGAAAGGCAGAGGAGGGCCAAGGACAGGGACCUGGGGGCCGCGGCCAUCGACACGGCUGUGGUCCGCAUCCAGAAGGUGUGGAAGGGUUAUGUGCAGAGGAAAAGAACAAAGAGGGAGCGAGAGGAGGAGAUGAUAUUUUUGGGCAUGGCCAUGGAGCCCAGACACACCCAGCCCUGUCCUGCCAUAACAGCUGCCCUGGCCAACGAGGCCCGUCGGAGAGGCAAGCAGGAGGAGCAUGAGGAGGACUACCAGAAGUCCAUUGUGGCCAUCACAGACAAACUCAGAGAGGUGGAGGGGCCCGACAUGAGGGAGACCAUGAAGGACCAGAUCAGACAGUGGUUCAUUGAAUGCCAUGAUGCAACAGGAACUUUCCCCGACUACCCAGAGGAGGAGGAUGGAGGCUCGACUCUCAUCUUUGCGGAGAAAACACCUCAACAGUUAAUGGAGGAACUAGCAGCGAAAGAUGAGGAGGACGCCAACAAAAGCACGAAAGGGAAGGAGGAGAAGAAGGACAAAGGGAAGAAAGACAAGGGAAAGGGAGGAGAUGAGGAGGAGGAAUCUGGGCUAAAGAUGCUGCCGUCUGCUUUCCUAGGAGAUCUGGAAGUAGGACACAAGACCUUUGGUGAGGUGUGGCAGAAUCGUACCGAGUCCAAGAACUUCAGCCAGAGGCACGAGGCUGAGCUGAUCAAGGAGGAGAAGAGGAAGGAGAUUGAGGUGGAGAUCAGGUUGCAGGUGGAUGAGCUGAUGAGGCAGGAGCUGGCCAACUGGAAACUGGCCGUGGAUAAAGAUAAGGGUGGCAAGGCCAAGGGAGGCGCAAAGAAAAAGAAAGGGUCAAAAAGUGGAAAGAAGAAAAAGAAAGACAAAGAUCUGACAGCUGAUAGGAAUAUUGAGUCUCUGUAUCAGGAACUGGUGGAACAGGGCUUGUUGAAACAAUCAGAUAACGUUAAACUGCAGGAUUAUUUAGGCGACUAUAGCUAUCUGGGGACGACGUUAAGGCAAACUGACAUUGAGCCCAUGCCUUCGCUAUCUGACGUGAGACAAGUUAUAGCUCUGUACGCCGUCUUACCUUUAGGUUCACAGGUGGUCCAUGAGAAGGCUCCUCUGGUGAAGGCCAUCCUGCUGGCAGGGCCCGCGGGCGUAGGCAAGAAGAUGCUGGUCCAUGCCAUCUGCCAGGAGACGGGUGCCAACCUAUUUGAUCUGUCACCUCUGAACCUGGCAGGGAAAUACCCCGGCAAGAGUGGCCUGGCCAUGAUGCUCCACAUGGUGUUCAAGGUUGCCAGACUGUUGCAGCCAUCAGUGGUGUGGAUUGGAGAUACAGAGAAAAUGUUUUACAAGAAAGUACCGAAGGAGGAAAAAGAGUUAGAUCCAAAACGCUUGAAGAAAGACUUGCCCAAGAUCCUCAAAUCGAUCAAAGGGGAAGAUCGUGUUCUAGUCGUGGGAACGACUCAUGAUCCGUUCAAUGCCGACCUCAAAUCACUAUGCAAAGUGUACAGCAAAAUUAUCCUCAUUCCACGUCCUGACUACGCCUCACGAUAUGUAAUGUGGAGGCAGUUGAUCAAGAAGAACGGAGGACAGGUGACGGCUGCCCUGGACCUGAGCUCCUUGGCCAAGAUCUCUGAUGGCUACACGCAGGGUCAUAUGGUGCAGGUGGUGCGCAGCAUACUGACAGAGCGCCGCGUCCAGCAGCUGACCAAGAGACCCCUGGGCGCCGCAGAGUUUGUGGCCCCGCUGGCCAAGAUCGACCCUGUGUUUCAGGACGAGGAGGAGGCCCUGAAGAAUUGGUAUGCUAAAACUCCUCUGGGUAAGAAGCGAGCCAAGGCUGCCUCAGGAAAGGAGGGAGAGGAGGAGGCACCGACAAAGGGAGGCAAAGAUGCUAAGAAGAAAGGGAAGAAGUAAAUCAAACAACGUCUUACCUUAACUGAACGCAACACUGAAAGAAAAACUGAGGUGGACACCAAUAACAUUUGCGCACCAGUUUCCUUGAAGUUAUUGUAUUUGAAAUGAAUCUGUAUAAUUUAUUUCAUUUUCUCUUCAUGCACUGUCAUUUUCUGUUCAUGAAUAUGUCACAUGGGCCAAACUGCUAUUGGAGGGUUGCUUAAAGCAGAAAGUCAGGGGCAUCCUGUAGUGGGUAGUGAUAUUUGUCAUGUGUAUAUAGUAUAUACAGUAUGAUAUUAUAAAUACCUCACAUGCGACUCAUAGUAACACUAAGUAAUAAGCCUAUUCAAAUGUUUAUCUGACUCCAUAAAGAGGAUUUAACAGUAUGCAAGAACACUAUUGUUGAGUUACGAAUAGGCAAUCAAGAAAUGUCUGAGAAUGGAAUUCUAAAUACUAUCAGGUUACAGGAAAGACCCAAAUGCAGACUGUGUUGAAGUAACAAUGUUUAUUACAGCAACAGGGGCAGACAAACAACAGGUCAAGGCAGGCAGGGGUCGAUAAUCCAGAGUAGUGGGCAACAGUACAGGACAGAAGGCAGAGUCAGGGGCAGGCAGGCGGGCUCAGAGUCAGGACAGGCAAGGGUCAAAACCAGAAGGGCAAGAAAAAGAGAGACGGGAAAAGCAGGAGCUGAGACAAAACGCUGGUUGACUAGACAAACAAGACGAAUUGGCAACAGACAAACAGAGAACACAGGUAUAAGUACCCAGGGGAUAACGGGGAAGAUGGGCGACACCUGGAAGGGGGUGGAGACGAGCACAAGGACAGGUGAAACAGGUCAGGGUGUGACAGUACCCCCCCUCUAGGAGACCUAGCACCUCUCCUCCGGGCCAUAACCCUCCCAGUCAACCAGGUACUGGAAUCCCCUGGACUAUUUACAUUGUUCCCCCCCCACCCCCAUUUUUAUACUGCUGCUACUCUGUUUAUUAUCUAUGCAUAGUCACUUUGCCUUUGCCUACAUAUUACCUCAAUUACCUCGACUAACAUGUGCCCCUGCACAUUGACUCUGUAUCGGUACCUCCUGUAUAUAGCCUCGAGACUGUUGUUUUAUUGUUGCUCUUUUAUUUGUAAAAAAAAAUAAUAAUAAUACUUUAUUAACACGUACCUUUCUUAAAACUGUUGGUUAAGGUAUUUGGCGCAUGUGACAAAAUUAUAGCUUGAAAGGCCAUGCCACAAAAGUCCAGAGAAAGAAAGAAAGAAAGAGAGAGAGAGAGUAUCUCACCACUGCAGUUCAGGAACAAAAAAGAUAAAGAACAAUGAAUCUAAGACCCUUUUAUAAGCAUCGGAGUUGUUUGGUUUCAAAAUAUAAGUUGUUGAUCAAUAGUAUUACUGUAAAGUUAACCUUCAAUCAAGUAUCAGACCUAAUAUGCAUUUGGAAAGUAGUCAGACUCUCUUUAUCCACAUUUUGUUACGCUACAGCCUUGUUCUAAAAUGGAUUAAAUUAAUAAUUUUGCUCAUCAAUCUACACACAACACCCCAAAAAUUCGUAUUUCCAUUGAUCAUCCUUGAGAUGUUUCUACAACUUGAUUGGAGUCCACCUGUGGUAAAUUCAAUUGAUUGGACAUGAUUUGGAAAGGCACACACCUGUCUAUAUAAGGUCCCACAGUAGACAGUGCAUGGCAGAGCAAAAAAAACAAGCAAUGAGGUGGAAGGCAUUGUCUGUAGAGCUCCGAGACAGGAUUGUGUCGAGGCACAGAUCUGGGGAAGGGUACCAAAACAUUUCUGCAGCAUUGAAUGUCCCCAAGAACACCGUGGCCUUCAUCAUUCUUAAAUGGAAGAAGUUCAGAACUACCAAGACUCUCCCUAGAGGUGGCCGCCUGGCCAAACUGAGCAAUCAGGGGAUAGGGCCUUGGUCAGGGAGGUGAGGGUCACUGACAUAACUCCAGUGUUCCUUUGUGGAGAUGGGAGACCCUUCCAGAAGGACAACAAUCUCUGCAGCAAUCCACCAAUCAGGCCUUUAUGGUAGAGUGACCAGAUGGAAGCCACUCCUCAGUAAAAGUACAUGACAGCCUGCUUGGAGUUUACCAAAAGGCACCUAAAGGACUCAGACCAUGAGAAACAAGAUUUUCUGGAUUGAACUCUUUGGCCUGAAUGCCAAGCGUCACGUCUGGAGGAAACCUGGCACCAUCCCUACGGUGAAGCAUGGUGGUGGCAGCAUCAUGCUGUGGGGGUGCUUUUUAGCGACAGGAUCUGGGAGACUAUUCAGGAUCGAAUGAAAGAUGAACAGAGCAAAGUACAGAGAGUUCCUUGAUGAAACUUGCUCCAGAGUGCUUAGGACCUCAGACUGGUGCGAACGUUCACCUUCCAAUAGGUCAACAACCCUAAGCACACAGCCAAAACAGCGCAGGAGUGGCUUUUGGACAAGUCUCUCAAUGUCUUUGAGUCUCCCAGCCAGAGCCCUGACUUGAACCCGAUUGAACAUCUCUGGAGAGACCUGACAAUUGCUGUGCAACAAUGCUCCCCAUCCAACCUGACAGAUGUUGAGAGGGUCUGCAGAGAAGAAUGGGAGAAACUCCCCAAAUACAGGUGUGCUAAGCUUGUAGUGUCAUACCCAAGAAGACUCGAGACUGUAAUUGCUGCCAAAAGUUCUUCAACAAAGUACUGAGUGAAGGGUAUGAAUACUUAAGUAAAUGUGAUAUUUCCUUUUUUUUUUGUUUAUAUACAUUUGCAAACAUUUCUAAAAGCCUGCUUUUGCUUUGUCAUUGUGGGGUAUGGUGUGUGGAUUGAUUUUAGAAUGAGGCUGUAACGUAACAAAAUGUGGAAAAAGUCAACGGGCCUGAAUACUUUGCGAAUGCACUGUACGUGAGGUAACCUCGGCUUCUCAGAGGUGAGACAAUCAGGGUUAGAGAGAUAACACAGAGAAUCUGAAUUCCUAAGACAACACAGGAAAUUCUUACAUACAGUUGAUAAGAAGAGUCACUUCGGGGGCUGCCCUCCGUAAUAUUUUGUGGAGAUGGGUGAGAUGAAUCAUCUAUUUAAUCCAUUUUGAAUUCAGGCGGUAACACAAGAAAAUGUGGAAUAAGUCAAGGGGUAGGAAUACUUUUUGAUGGGUCUGUAUACACCUAUUUAUAUUUCUUCUUACAUUUUCCUAUAAUAACAACAUUAAUGUCACAUUCAGGCGCAGAAGUUUUUUUUAUUUACAGAUGAUGUUGAGGUCCACGAAUGCUAUUGAUAAUAUUUAGAUAUACAAAAAUAGAUGCACAAAGUUGUCAAUAAACUUAAAUGAAAAAGAAA